Molecule: messenger RNA, 324 nt
Organism: Perkinsus marinus ATCC 50983
Lineage: Eukaryota; Perkinsozoa; Perkinsida; Perkinsidae
Exons: 2
Coding region: 1-324 (107 amino acids)
Source: RefSeq, a predicted model, not a curated record
AUGUCUCCGGACGAGGAGACUGGGGCUACACAAUUUGGCCGGAUUGGAGAGCUCCACCCUUGCUCUGGCUCAUUGACUUCUACUAGGGCUCCUCAACCGCCAAACCUCAUGAUUCCCACCAUGGAGGACUUGGUUAACUGUGAUGAACCCACUGGUAUUGGUCGUCAUGUGGAAGAUUUGGUUCAUGCGAUGGGCUUUGAUCAUCCACCUACCCCCCUUGCUGGAAGGAACCGUUGGCUUCAUCGUCAUCGUUUCCUUGACAAGGACACUGAUAAGGAACGUCCGUUGUUGCCUCAACAACUAGGUGGCGUGUCCUCUUCGUGA